UUUUUUAUUUUUUCCCUUUCUACUUUUCCUUAUUCUAAUAUUAUGUCGGAUACAGAGAAAGAACCAGUUCAAGAUCAAUUUGACGAUGAAGAGGUUGACUUUUCAAAGUUGAAAAAGAAGAAAAAGUCCAAGAAGAAGGUUGAGUUUGAUGCCGAGGCUGAACCUGUUGAAACACAAACUGAAGAGAAACCAGUUGAACAACAAGACGAUGCCGAAGAGGAUCCCGAAGCUAUGUUUGCAGAUUUGAAAAAGAAAAAGAAGAAGAAGUCUAAGCUUAUUGAAGAGGAUACUCCUGAUGCUGAUUCAUCAGUUGCUAAUACUGAUGAAGAUUUAGACUUUAGUGGUUUAAAGAAGAAGAAGAAGAAGAAGAAGUCUAUGGCUCAAUUUGAAGCAGAUUUGGCUGAUGAGAAUGCUGAUGAGAAUGAGGUUACUGAAGAAAAGACAAAUGAAAAGGAAGCAGGAGAAGACGCAUGGGUUAAGAGUGAUAGAGAUUAUGCUUAUGACGAGCUUCUUGAUCGUGUAUUCAAUAUUUUGAGACAAAAUAACCCAGAAUUAGCCGGUGAAAAGAAAAAAUAUACAAUCGUUCCUCCUUCUAUUCAUCGUGAAGGUAACAAAAAGACAAUUUUUGCCAAUAUUGCUGAGAUCAGUAAACGUCUUCAUCGUCCUGCCGAUCACGUCAUUCAAUUCUUGUUUGCCGAAUUGGGUACAACUGGUUCCAUUGAUGGUGCUCAACGUUUAAUCAUUAAGGGUCGUUUCCAACAAAAGCAAAUUGAAAAUGUUUUACGUCGUUAUAUUGUUGAAUAUGUUACAUGUAAGACAUGUAAGUCUCCUAAUACAAUCAUGACCAAAGAUAACAGAUUGUAUUUUGUUACUUGUGAACACUGUGGUUCUAGUCGUACUGUAUCUGCCAUUAAGACAGGUUUCAAAGCACAGACUAAAGAAGAUAGACGUGCUCAAAGAGCAUAAAAAUAUGAUAAAUAAAAUACACGGAUUUUUUUUUUUUAUUUUUAUUAAUAAU
This is a messenger RNA of Cokeromyces recurvatus, 1018 nucleotides long. RefSeq names its product domain found in IF2B/IF5-domain-containing protein. The record is from RefSeq and is a predicted model, not a curated record. Bases 43 to 966 code for a protein of 307 amino acids. Lineage: Eukaryota; Fungi; Mucoromycota; Mucoromycetes; Mucorales; Mucoraceae. The transcript has 5 exons. Gene Ontology annotation, cellular component: eukaryotic translation initiation factor 2 complex. Gene Ontology annotation, molecular function: mRNA binding; translation initiation factor binding; translation initiation factor activity. Gene Ontology annotation, biological process: translational initiation; formation of cytoplasmic translation initiation complex; formation of translation preinitiation complex.